Molecule: messenger RNA, 720 nt
Organism: Sclerotinia sclerotiorum 1980 UF-70
Lineage: Eukaryota; Fungi; Ascomycota; Leotiomycetes; Helotiales; Sclerotiniaceae
Exons: 1
Coding region: 1-720 (239 amino acids)
Source: RefSeq, a predicted model, not a curated record
AUGCGCUUUCAAUCACCCUCCUCAUCCUCAACCCUAUCCAUUUCGCCCGCACUUCUCAGAUUUCGUCUUGCAAUCGGCAUCAAUGUUCCUAUAGCCUCAUCGACCGAUUCUCCACCCUCCGAUUUGGAAGGUCUACGUAAAAAUGCCUAUGGGGUUUACAAGUCCGUUCUUUCUCAGCAACGCACGUUCUCUUUACAAUACCACUUAAUCGAGGGCGUGUACUAUUGUUCUAUUCUCUCUCAGCUCGUCAUCGGUGGCGUUCUCGCUUCCUUUGGCGAGCUAUCAAAGACACAUCCGCAGACCGUUACUGUACUGGGUGUUGCCAACAGUUGUUUAGCUGGAGUUCUUGGAAUACUGAAGAGUCAAGGAUUACCCGACCGAUUACGCAAAGACGAAUUCGAGAUGCGGAAAGUUCAAGACUUUAUCGAAGAAUGUGAUACUAGGCUAGCAGUUGGAUGGGGAGAAACGAUGAGUGAGGCAGAGGUGGACGCUUUGAUCAAGGAAGUGUUUGAUCAAUAUGCUGUUGCUAGGGAUACUACGGAAAUGAAUAGGCCGACGACUUACGCGCAUCAGAGUGAUGGGGAUGAGUAUGGAAAUGGAGGGGGAGUCCAGGAACAAUGCGCAGUGCAUCCUUCGACGACAGAUGCGAGAACGGCUAUUGGAGGGAGACAGAGUAAGAUUUCGGUUGGGGGGAAUGGGAAAUCUUUGCAGAUUUAUUGA